UCUAAAACCCUAAUCGUCUUCCCCGGUAAAACCCAAUUCACCGAUCAAUGUCACUCGUCCGAUGUAUAUCCCUCAGGUCUAUACUCAGAGCUCGACACGACCGAUCAUCUUAUUCAUGUCUCAUCCAUCUUCAUCAGACUCCUCCUCGCGAAGAAGAAGAUAAAAUUACACGCAAAACUCCAUCAAUCCGAAGUUACCACAGUAUUAUCCACCAGAGCUCGUUCAUCAAUGGAUCAGCUCUAGAUCUCUCUCGCAAUCAUUGCUCUGUUUUCAAUUCUUAUCCAGCUACGAAGGUUUCUUCAGAUCGAUUCAUUUCCACCUUCAGGAGCUUCCAUGGUUCCGGCGACGCCGUCAUCGAUUGGUUUUUGCAAUCUGCGGUGUCUAAGGCUUUUGAGUUGCACAACGUUGCUGAUGUUCUUGUUUCUCUUAACCAUUUGCUUGCGUUGCUCAACUCUUUCACGUUUUCUCAAUGGUGGGUGUUUAUCAUCGUAACGUCGCUUUUGAUUCGGGGAAUUACAAUUCCUGUUAUGGUUGAUCUGCUUAACAACAUUGCAAAGUUCUUUAAGGGUCUUGGCUCGCACCAAGGAGAGGCUCUAGACAAGGUAUUAGUUCUCCGAAAAAGUCCAGGAGUAAUGUACACCAUGUUGAAAAAAGAGUUUUUCGGAGUUAAAGGAUCAGUCUUUGGUCAAGGGAUUCAAGUUCCUGUAUUUUGGUUCUCCAUGGCAGAGUUGAGACAAAACAUGGUUGAGAUUCUUAUGUCGCGUUUUCGCGGUAAGGUUUUGUCAGCUGAAUUGAUCAAGAACGGAGUCUUGAGCAGAGGACGUUUAGUGGUGGUCGUUGGUGAUGGAAUCGGACUAGAGAUUCAAAUGUUUGAUCUUGACUUCUCACUUAUCUUGAAGCGUCGUCAAAUCUCACAAAGCUACAACAUAGAGCAGGAGCAAAAUGUAAAAGUCGUGUUUUGACUCUGAAAGUAAACUAAUUAGUAUUUUGUUUUCUAAGAUAAACAAAUUAUUUGGUAGUAAUAAAUUAAUAAUACUAGUUAGAGUGUCUAUUACA
This is a messenger RNA of Capsella rubella, 1056 nucleotides long. RefSeq names its product mitochondrial inner membrane protein OXA1. The coding region runs from base 48 to 962 and encodes 304 amino acids. The record is from RefSeq and is a predicted model, not a curated record. The transcript is spliced from 5 exons. Lineage: Eukaryota; Viridiplantae; Streptophyta; Magnoliopsida; Brassicales; Brassicaceae.